UGCAUCUACACUGAACUCUCUGCUCUAACCCUCAGGAAGUUCUUCCUCAAGUUUGAGUUUGCAUAGUAUUUUAGCCUUCUCUGCCAUAGAGGUUUGGUGCCUCACCAAUCUACAAAUCCUAGGAUUUCAUGUUGUUGUUUAUUCGUUUAGUCGCUUCCGACUCUUUGUGACCUCAUGGACCAACCCACACCAGAAUUUCUUGUCGGCCAUCACCGCCCCCAGUUCCUUCAAGGUCAAGCCAGUCCCUUCAAGGAUAGCAUUCUCAUAACAAUCCUGUAUCUUUGACCAUUCUUGUACCAGUUUGCACUUUUUACCCAUGUCAACUUGAUAUAGACACGGGGUCUAUUCCCAUCCCAAUUUGCACUUCCAAGAAUUUGCAGCACUUUAUCAGUCACCUCGUGUUUACAAUAUUUAUAGGGUGCACCUUACCCAGUCCACUUUUACAACCUCUCCGUUUUAAUCCAUGUUUUUAUUAGUUCUUGUCAUUUGUUUUUAUUGGCUAAUGUUUAAAUUUUUAUAAUUGUGCAUGUCUCUGGUCUAUUGUUGUGUUUUAUAUUGCGAUUGUUUUUAUUCGGGCUUGGCCCCAUGUAAGCCGCCCUGAGUCCCCUUUGGGGAGACAGAGGCGGGGUAUAAAAAUAAAGCUAUUAUUAUUAUUAUUAUUAUUAUUUUCCCAAUAAAUAUACUUCACAACCUCUGAGGAUGACUGCCAUAGGUGUGGGCGAAACGUCAGGAGGGGAUGCUUCUGGAACAUGGCCAGGCAGCUCUGAAAAUGCACAACAACCCACUUUGGUGGGAUCUCAUCCCUGCUUUCUGAGGGAAUACAGGACAGAAGGGGGUUUCCUUUCCUUGUCAUAGCUCUUCCCCCCCCUUUCCUCCUGCCAGUGGCCCCUCCCUCCCUCUCUCUCUCUUUCUCUUUCUCUCUCUCUCUCUCUCUCUCUCUCUCUCUCUCUCUCUCUCUUUCCCUCCCAGUUAAUCCCUUCGUCCGGGCGAAGCGCCAUCAACCUGCAGCCGGAGACAGAAGAGGAGGAGGAAGAAGAAGAGGAAGAGGAGGCAUCCGGAGAGGAAGGUCGCCACUUUGCCUCUGCUGCCAGCCCAGCCAGGCCAGGACCCGGGUCGGAGGAGCUCUUCCUGACGCCUGAGAAGAAGGAGGAAAAGUAGGAGAAGAAGGAGGAGGAGGAGGAGGAAGGAGGAGAAAACGACGAGCAGAGGGAGAGGAAUUAGUGGAGGAGAAAAGGAGACGAGGAGGAGGAGGAGGAGGAAGGAGAAGAAGCAGGAGAGCAAAGAACAAGAGGAGGAGAAGAGAGAGAAGGGAAGAAGAAAAGAGGAAGAAGAGGGAGACAAGGAGGAGAAAGAAGACCGGGGAGAGGAAUAUAGCAGAGGAGGAGGAGGAAGGAGAAGAAGCGGGAGAGGAAAGAACAAGAGGAGGAGGAGAGAGAGAAGGGAAGAAGAAAAGAGGAAGAAGAGGGAGACAAGGAGGAGAAAGAAGACCGGGGAGAGGAAUAUAGCAGAGGAGGAGGAGGAAGGAGAAGAAGCGGGAGAGGAAGAAGAGAAGGAGGGGGAAGGAGAAAAAACAGGAGGAAGAGAAGAGAGAGAGGGAGAAGAAAAGAGGAAGAAGAGAGAGAGAGGGAAGGUAAGAAGAGGGAGACAAGGAGGAGAAAGAAGAUGGAGGAGAGGAAUUAGCGGAACAGGAGGAGGAGAAGAAGGAGAAGAAAAGAGGGAGAGGAGGAAGAUAAGAAGGGGGUGAGGAAAGAGGUGGAGGACGAGAAGAAGAAAAAGAUAAGGAGAAAGAGGAGGGAGAGAGGGAUUAGCAGAGGAGGAAGAGGAAAGAAGAAGAGGCCGAGGAAAAAGGAGAAAUAGAACAGGAGGAGGGAGGAGAAAGAAGAAAGAAAAGGGAGAGGAAUUAGCGGAGGAAAGGGAAGGGGGAGGAGAGGGAGAAGGAAAGAGGAGGAAGAAGAGCGAGACUAGGAAAGGAGCAGGAAGGAGGAGAAAGAAGAAGGGGAGAGGAAGGAAGAAGCGGGAGAAGGAGAAGAAAAGAGGGAGGAAGCAGAGGGAGAGGAGGAAUAGGAGAGGGUGGAGAAAGGAGAGGAAGAGAAGAAAAAGAGGAGGAGGAAGAGGGAGGAGGAGAAAGAGGAAUUAGCAGAGAAGAAGGAAGGAGAAGAAGAAGAGAAGGAGGAGGGAGGAGAAGGAAAGGGUGAGGAAAGAGGAGGAAGAGAAGAAGAAGAGAAGGAGGCGAGGAGGAGGAGGGAGAUGAAAUAGUGGAGGAGGAGGAAGGAGGAGGAGGGGCGUGUCUUUGCCUUCCCUCCCUCCCCCCCCUUUUUGCGGGGAUGCCCCUCCUGGGCUAGGGAUGGCCCGCCCGCCCCCCCGCCGUGCCCCGGACCCCGGGCCUGCUCCUCCUGCCCCUGCUCCCCCGUGCCCCCUUCUUCCUCCUCCUCUGCUUCCCCCGGGUGCUGGUGGUGCUGGGGGUGCCGCUGUCCCGGGGGGCGCGGUGCUGGUGGCGGAGGUGCUGCUGCUCUUCCUGCGCGGGGUCUGCCCCUCCCCGGCGGCCCCCCGGAGCGCCCCCUGCCCCUCGGCGCCCUGCUUCUGCUUCUCCACCCCGGACACGGACCAGUGCCGCUACCUGGCGCUGCAGGACCCCCCGCAGGGCCUCCCGGAGCCCGUGAGGAACCUCUCCAUCCUGGGGGGGAACCUCACCCUGCUCCCCGGGGCCGCCUUCGCCGGAGGGUGGCGAGGAGAGGACCGGGAAUGGACAGAGGGAGAAGACGCGGCCACCUGCCGCCCGCUGCCCCACCUGAGGGUCCUCCUCCUGACCCACAACAACAUCGAGGUGGUGGAAGGGGGUGCCUUUGCCGGGCUGCCCGCCCUGACCCUGCUGGACUUGAGCCACAAUCCGCUCCAGGCCUUGUCUCCGUUCGCCUUCGCCUUCUGCCCACACUUGCACACCCUGCGCCUCAACCAGGCCCUGCUCUCCUCGCCUGAGACUCUACUCAAGGAGGGCAGCCUGGUGAACGUCAGCCUGACCCGCCUGGAGCUGAGGGGCAACCGCCUGCGCGACGCUCCCCCCGGCUGGGCCUUGCCGCCCUCCUUGCGCGACCUGGACUUGCGCAACAACUCCCUCCGCGGCCUCCGAGCCCAGCGCCUGGACUCCUUCCUGCCUCUGCCGGCCCUGAGGCUGCAGCUGGGCGCCAACCCCCUGGACUGCCAGUGCGCCUCGCUGCGGCCCCUCCUGCGCUGGCAGAGCAACGCCACCUGGCGCCUCCUCGACGCCCGCAGCCUGCGCUGCAACAGCCCCGCGCGGCUCAAGGAGGCCCUGCUGCGCCGGCUGCAGCCUGCCCAACUGGGGUGCCCCCCAGGGGACGACAAUGAGGAAGAGCAAGGCGGCUGGGGGCUGCUGGACACAGGCCGGGACGCCCAGGACCCCCAGCUGGAGACCGCCUCCUACGUCUUCUUCGGCAUCGUCCUGGCCCUCAUCGGACUGGUCUUCCUCAUGGUGCUCUACCUCAACCGGAAGGGCAUCAAGCGCUGGCUCAACAACCUGCGGGAGGCCUGCCGGGACCAGAUGGAGGGAUACCACUACCGCUACGAGCAGGACAGUGACCCACGGCGGGUGGGCUCCGGGGACCUCUGAGGAUGGAGCUGGGAAGGGGCUUGUUGCUGGCGGCAACGUCCCUUCCAGAUCUGCCUCGAGAGGGGAAUAUGCUCCUGGCACCAGGAAUAGAGCUGCUACUCUUUGCCCAGAGGGAAUGUUACCCUGCACACUGUGCCAUGCUCCAUCCGUUCCAGGGCUAGGCUGAGGAUGGACACUGUCCUGGACACAGGAGGGACAUCUUCAUCCUCUGAGGAUGGAAGUGGACAGGGGCUUGUUGCAGGCGGCAACGUCCCUGGUGGGUCUGCCUCAUGAAUGAAAUGUGAUUCCAGCAGCAGAAAUUGUCCUCUGCAAUAGGGAAUGUUGCCCUGGACACUGGAGGCUCACUGCUCCAUCUGUUCCAUGGCUAGCUUGAGGAUGGACACUGCCCUGGGCACAGGAGGGACAUCAUCAACCUCUGAGGAAGGAGGUGGACAGGGGCUUGUUGCAGGCAGCAACGUCCCAUAUAGGUCUGCCUUGAGAAGGAAAUGUGCUUCCAGCAGCAGAAAUUGUUCUGUGCAAUAAGAAAUGUUGCCCUGGACACUGGAGGCUCAUUACUCCAUCUGUUGCAUGACUAGGUUGAGGAUGGACACUGCCCUGGACACAUGAAGGACAUCAUCCUGAACACUGGAGACCAUCUGCUCUGUGCUCCAGCCUCUGCUCUCAGAAUGUUGCCUAAGACCUUAGAGGUGGGCUGCUCCAUCUCUUCCAGGUUUGCACUUUUUUUAAUGUCAGGCGUGACUUGAGAAACUGCAAGUCACUUCUGGUGUGAGAGAAUUGGCCGACUGUGAGGACGUUGCCUGGAUGUUUUAAUGUUUUACUAUUCUUGUGGGAGGCUUCUCUCACGUCCCUGCAUGGAGCUGGAGCUGACAGAGGGAGUUUACCCACUCUCCCCGGAUUCGAAUUGCCGACCUGUCAGUCAGCAGUCCUGCCGGCACAAGGUUUGCACUGAGAGGGGACAUUGUCUCAGACUCUGGAAUUUGGCUUCUCCAUGCUCUAUUCCUUCUAGAGACUCAGAAAGGACCUUGCUGCAGAUACGGGAGUUCGACUGCCUCAUCCCUUCCAUUGCUUAGAGGUGUUUUCCCAGACCCCUUGCUCCGACCCUCCUGAGAAGAAGGAUUGACCUAAGCUCUAGAGACCUAAUCUAAAAUCACAGGAAAACUCCUCAUCGGAUCAAGGCGAAUUCCCAAGAGAAAUUGACCUUUCACUGGUUUCCCUUUUCCCUGAUUCUAAGGAACUAACAUUGGAAUCCAAAACAUCCUCUGUCUCAUCUUCAAGGGUUUUUUUGUUUUUGUUUUUUUCAUGUCAGGAGCAACCGGAGUUGCUUCUGGAGUGAGAGAAUUGGCCGUCUGCAAGGACGUUGCCCAGGGGACGCCCGGAUGUUUUUGAUGUUUUUACCAUCCUUGUGGGAGGCAUCUUCAAGGUGAAAAAUCGUCUUCCAAUGGACCGCAAUAGUUUUCCAAGUCUUCCUCCUUCGAGCCUGCACUUCUCUGCGUCUCCAGAAGUGGGCGCCGUUUUGCAAUGCCCCAAAGAAAGACCCCAGACUCAAUUCAAGACUCGAUCUCGUUGGACUUUUGCACAAACCUUGAUGGAAACCUCUCUCUAUAUAUAUUUCCCGCUCUUUGGCGAUGCAGUGGAAAAGCCGGGGGUCCCGACUGUGUUGCCUUGAACCUCUGGACCAAAACGCCUCGUCCUUUCUGCAGCUGGCUCUGUGCUCUUCUCUAUAUCAUCUCCCACCCGCCGCUUGGGAAACUACGCAUCCCUCCUGUUGCUUUCUCGUGCAUCGCCUCUUCUCUCUUUACUUUACCUUACGUUUCGGAUUAUUUGAGAUCGAAGAACAAGAACACGAGUCAUUGCCGUGAGCUGGGAUUUCUUUGACACAUUGGACACUUUUUAAUUACUAUUAUUAUUACUAUUAUUAUGCAUUAUUAUUAUUAUUUAUUUGGCACCAAGCGAUGCCAACGGGGGGAGAAAACAAACAACAUAAGUAAACUUUUCUGUAGGCUGAGUGUUUCUGAAGCAUGCGGAAACAACCCAUUUUUCCUGAAUUACGAAAACAUAGAAUUAGGGCUGUUUUGCUAAAAUCCCACCCCGAAAAUAAUUACUCCUAGUUUAAUUCUUCUUGCUUGAGGAUACAGAAAGCCUGCAGAGUCAGGGUGCGUUGUCUACACUGUAAAAUUAAUGCAGUUUGAUGGCACUUUAACAGCAAUCGUGGGAGUUGUAGUUCUCGGUGAGGCAGAGAAAGGCCUUCCAAUGCUACAACUUCCAUUGCACUGACCAUUCAAACCGCAUUGAUUUCUACUGUGUCAACGCACUCUGGCGACAUCCACGUCCCUCCUUUUGGACUACAACUCCCAGAAUCCCCAGCCAACCAGCUGUCUGGGGAUUCUGGGAGUGGUGGCCCAAAGACUUGCAUCCGGCGGCCCUUUCUGUUGUAGACCAAAGCUGCUGUUAGUCUCCGGCUAGAGCAAAGAAAUGGAAAAACUUGCAUCUCUUCUGCCUCGUGUUUUUCUUUCUUACUUGCUUUCUUUCUUUUUUUUUCUAUAAAGCUCAAUUGCAAUCA
This is a messenger RNA of Anolis carolinensis (green anole), 6185 nucleotides long. It is a transcript of the gene tpbgl, whose product is annotated as trophoblast glycoprotein like. NCBI's taxonomy places the organism in Eukaryota, Metazoa, Chordata, Lepidosauria, Squamata, Anolidae. Gene Ontology annotation, molecular function: protein binding. Gene Ontology annotation, biological process: negative regulation of canonical Wnt signaling pathway. The record is from RefSeq and is a predicted model, not a curated record. Bases 2345 to 3625 code for a protein of 426 amino acids. The transcript has 2 exons. Gene Ontology annotation, cellular component: plasma membrane.